CUUGGAUGUCCCGCUCUUGGUGCAUCCACCGCAAACCGCAACUUCACGACAACCAAAAGAUACCCACGAUAAGAUCUUGAUACAAACCAAAACCACGCAAUAGUCUCUCUCUACAUAAAGGGCUAUAGCAAAUUGAGAAACUGCUGUCCUAUCCCGCUGCACAACCAAAUCACAUCACGUCACAACCGCCACAAUGACGUCGAUAGGAACAGGCUACGAUCUCGCCAACUCCAUCUUUUCACCCGACGGCCGCAACUUUCAAGUCGAGUACGCAGUCAAGGCGGUCGAGAAUGGCGGCACUUCGGUCGGUAUCCGGUGCAAGGACGGCGUCGUCCUCGCUGUCGAGAAGGUCGUCACCUCCAAGCUACUGAAGCCCGGCGCCAACAAGCGUAUUGCGACUGUCGAUAGGCAUUUGGGUGUGGCAUACUCCGGUAUGAUCCCCGAUGGUCGCCACUUCGUCGACCGCGCCCGUGACGAGGCCCGCUCCUGGCGCGACACAUUCAAAACUCCCAUCGGCACCCCCGAGCUCGCCUCCCGCAUGGGCGGCUACCUGCAAGCCUACACCCUGUACCAGUCUGUGCGGCCCUUUGGCAUCACCGCCAUAGUGGCAGGCUGGGACUCGUCGCUCGAGCUCCCCGUCGACGGCGAGGUUGGCGUCGGUCCGUCGUGCGGUGCCGGCGGCAAGUCGACCGACAAGAAGUACGGUGGCCCCCAGCUGUAUAUGAUCGAGCCGAGCGGUCUGUACUGGGGAUACUACGGCGCCGCCACCGGCAAGGGCCGACAGGCGGCCAAGGCGGAGCUGGAGAAGCUGGACCUCAGCGGGGAUGGCAUCAGCCUGGAGCAGGCCGUCAAGGAGGCAGCGAGGAUCAUCUACGUCGCACAUGACGACAACAAGGACAAGGAGUUCGAGCUGGAGAUGACCUGGAUCAGCAGCGAGGACGGACCCACCAAGGGCCGCCACGAGGAGGUACCCAAGAAGCUGCUCGAAGAGGCAGAGAGGCUGGCGAAGAAGGCAAUCGAGGGUGACGAUGACGAUGAUGACGACAAGGAUGACGAGAAAAUGGAGGAGUAAUAGUCGGAUGCAACGACUUCUGGAAGUUCAUGAGGCGUUGACUUUGCCGAUGAUAGAAACCUAGACAAACGUUUCUCUACGACUUGUAAUAACACAAUGGAUUCCGGCUUGGUCUAAACGAGGUCUCCGUUCACUAUAUCUUGGUGACAUGAUUGCCUG
Messenger RNA from Pyricularia oryzae 70-15, 1231 nucleotides. Its product is annotated as proteasome component C1. Lineage: Eukaryota; Fungi; Ascomycota; Sordariomycetes; Magnaporthales; Pyriculariaceae. The transcript has 3 exons. Bases 194 to 1072 code for a protein of 292 amino acids. The record is from RefSeq and is a predicted model, not a curated record. Gene Ontology annotation, biological process: ubiquitin-dependent protein catabolic process. Gene Ontology annotation, cellular component: proteasome core complex; proteasome core complex, alpha-subunit complex; nucleus.